Molecule: messenger RNA, 880 nt
Organism: Paramecium octaurelia
Lineage: Eukaryota; Ciliophora; Oligohymenophorea; Peniculida; Parameciidae
Source: the annotation of a GenBank genome assembly
AUGUAUACAUAUGUUGCGAAGAAUGAUGGUAAUCUUGAUGGUAUUGAAGUGAAUAACAUCGUUAGGUUGGCUAAUUUAUAAUUCACAAUCUCCAUUCACAACGAGCUGCGGAGGUAUAGCUAUGUUAGGUGGAAUAAACUCAUUUAAUGAAAAUACCGUCAUUAAGAGAAUAUUUAGCAACUUGAAACCACAUUAUUAGCUGAGAUUAGAGUUCAGGAUUUGGAUGUAAAUUAAUAAUUUAUCAAUAGUAUAGAUUCAUCCUCAAUUACGGAUAUAGAAGUUUAAUUGGAUCAAGAGGAUUAUGCAGAAUCUGUAGUUUCAUUUGUUAUAGAAGAAUCAAAUUAUUGUGGAUUGUCCAAUAAAAAUGAAAAUAUUAAAUAGGUUUCAUUUGCAUUAGAACAUAAUUUUGUUUAAGCAACAGUAUUUGCUAAAUUUAAAUUUCAUGAUGAUAAUCGAGUAAUUAAUUAAAAUAUGUUAGAUAUAAUGGGGAAUGCAAUAUAUGCUAUUAAGUUUAGAUUUUUGUUCAUCCUAAUGUUUGUAUUGCACUGGCCCUUUAGAAUCUGAUUGCUAGACAUGGAGCAAUAUAUUUUACUAAUUUUCUCUUGAUUUAUUCUCUAAUCGAAUUAUUUUCGAUAGCUAACUUAUUGAGUUUAGUUAUUAUUAUGAAUGCUAAAAAUGUGAUUUAAUACUCAAUUUAGAUUUAGUUCAAACNUUAAAAAAAAUGCAAACAUAUUUCUUAAUAUUAAUAGAAAUAGUAGUGUGUGGGAUUAUCGACUGCAUUUAUAUCUAUGAUUUUAAGUAUCUCUAAAUAACUAAACAUAAAAAAAAAGCUUCAAGAGUAAAAUAUGAAUUUAUUUUUCAAUCCUUUCAUAAAAAUUGA